GACUUUGCUUAGUUCGUUCGUGAGGCUAGCGGGGAAGACGCCGUUCUGCUACGAAAAAAUGGACGCGCACUCUGCAAAUUCACCGAUUCUGGUCUGACUGUUUUCAUCCGUGUUCCAAAUUACCGUGCUGCCCGUUUAAUUUGACAAUGGGUGACCAAGAUAAGGAACUCGACUGCACGAAUGCCGCGCGCGGUGUGUGGCUGGUGAAGGUACCCAAGUACAUUGCAUCGAGAUGGAACAAGGCUCCACCCAUGUCUGAAGCUGGUCGACUUAAAAUCACCAAGGGCCCCAAUGGAAAGACGGACAUCCGGUUCACGCUGAGCGACGAGUGCGUCAACAUGAAGGACGUCACCGAGAAGUCCACCAUUCCGAAGGAGCACCGCUUCGUCAUAUCGAACAUCUCCAAUCAGAAUCUCGCAGUGUUCUCCCAGAACAAGGUUGUGGAGGAUGGUGUAGAGCACUCAACUGGCAAGGUCUGUCUCGAAGGCCAUGUUGUGCAGAAGGGUGAAUGCAGACCCAUGGGUGACGACCGCUACAUGCAGUUGAAGAGGCAAACAAUCCUUAAGGCCAGUCAGCCUGUUCGGCAGGUGAAGCAGCUCGACAGAAUUGUCCAAAACUACAAGCCAGUGGCAGAUCACAAGCACAAUUUGGAGUUUGAGCAGAAGAAGAAGGCGGAGGGCAAGAAGGCUCGUGAGGACAAGGACAAGGUGCUGGAUAUGCUGUUCUCGGCCUUCGAGAAGCACCAGUACUACAACAUCAAGGACCUGGAGAAGAUCACACGGCAGCCGGUGCCAUACCUGAAGGAGAUCCUCAAGGAGAUCUGCAACUACAACGCCAAGAACCCGCACAAGAACAUGUGGGAGCUGAAGCCAGAGUACCGCCACUACAAGGACCAGGAGGCCAAGUCCUGAGUGCUCGGACAUUCUCUUAACCUUUUACGUCGGAGCGAUCGAAAUACACCACGAGCAGCCUCACCGACGGACAGGUUGGGGCGACGCGCACAUCACACAACCGACCGAAUCAUACGAUCAUAUUUUUAUUAAAGAGAUUUUGAAUGGGUCGUUUACUGCAUGAGUUUGUUUGUAGAGAUGUUAUUGUUUAGUAUGUACAGCAUGUAGAAAAAGAAGAGCAUCAUAAAUAAACAAAUGGGUACACUCGA
This is a messenger RNA of Ixodes scapularis (black-legged tick), 1159 nucleotides long. RefSeq names its product general transcription factor IIF subunit 2 (gene TfIIFbeta). Gene Ontology annotation, biological process: transcription by RNA polymerase II; transcription initiation at RNA polymerase II promoter. NCBI's taxonomy places the organism in Eukaryota, Metazoa, Arthropoda, Arachnida, Ixodida, Ixodidae. The record is from RefSeq and is a predicted model, not a curated record. The transcript has 8 exons. Bases 147 to 911 code for a protein of 254 amino acids. Gene Ontology annotation, cellular component: transcription factor TFIIF complex.